Oppia nitens is the source of this 1358-nucleotide messenger RNA. It is a transcript of the gene PIG-K, whose product is annotated as putative GPI-anchor transamidase. Gene Ontology annotation, molecular function: GPI-anchor transamidase activity. The record is from RefSeq and is a predicted model, not a curated record. The transcript is spliced from 2 exons. Gene Ontology annotation, biological process: proteolysis; attachment of GPI anchor to protein; protein localization to cell surface. Gene Ontology annotation, cellular component: GPI-anchor transamidase complex. NCBI's taxonomy places the organism in Eukaryota, Metazoa, Arthropoda, Arachnida, Sarcoptiformes, Oppiidae. The coding region runs from base 210 to 1322 and encodes 370 amino acids.
AACCAACAGAUGGUGUGACUCUUCGUCUACUUCUUGUGUUUUGAUUAUACUGUAAUAAAAACACCAAAGGAUUGUUGUUUUGGUCGACCGGUUGACUGAUUGCUGAAGUUUUUUGUUUAAGUGAAACCCAAAUGCGGUGACAAAUAAUCGGUCGGUCGGUGGAUGUCUUGAGAUUUAGUUAGUUAUAGUUAGUUCAAGUGACUAGUGAUAUGAUGAUCACCCGAUUGUUUGUACCGACGGUGCUGAUGGUGAUGAUGAUGGCUAUAACCGCCGAUUCCGCCACUCCUACCGAUGACCAAUUGUCACAGUUUAUGCAAUCCGGCGGCGAUCACAGUAACAAUUGGGCAGUUUUGGUGUGCGCCUCCCGAUACUGGUUCAACUAUCGCCAUGUGGCCAAUGUCCUAUCAAUUUACCGCAGUGUCAAACGACUGGGCAUUCCGGACAGUCGUAUCAUUUUGAUGGUAGCCGACGAUAUGGCUUGCGAUGCCAGAAACCCGAAGGCGGCCACCAUUUACAACAACGGACAACACUAUAUCAAUGUCUACGGCGACGACGUUGAGGUCGACUAUAGAGGCUAUGAGGUGACCGUCCAUAACGUAAUCCGUUUGCUUACCGGUCGGGUACGCGACGGUACGCCCAAAACCAAACAACUACUAACCGAUUCGGGUAGUAAUGUACUCAUUUAUAUGACCGGUCACGGAGGCGACGGAUUUCUCAAGUUUCAGGACUCCGAAGAGAUAACAUCGGUUGAAUUGGCCGACGCUUUCGAGCAAAUGUGGCAAAAGAGGCGCUACAACGAAAUCCUGUUGAUAGUGGACACCUGUCAGGCCGAGUCUCUGUCGCAGAAAAUCUAUUCGCCAAAUAUUGUGGCCAUCGGUAGCUCAAAAGUGGGCGAAGAUUCCCUAUCACAUCACGGCGAUCCGACUAUCGGUGUCUACGUUAUCGACCGCUACACCUACUAUGCCCUUGAAUUUCUCGAAAAAGUCCAAAUCGGUAGCGACCAAACAUUGGCACAGUUUAUGGCCGUAUGUCCGAAACGUGUAUGCAUAUCGACGGUAAGCGUCAAUACCGAAAACUAUCGCCGCCGCGAUCCCAGUCAGGUUCCGCUCAACGAUUUUUUCGGUAACGUUGCCGCCAUUGACCUCAUUGUAUUGGACAACCAGACAAAUGUCGAUUCAAUUGCUAUCAACAACAACAACAACAACGAUGACAAUAAUAACAACAACAACAACGACAACAAUAUAAGUGAAUAUAAAUUAGAGGCCAAACAAGUGGACCAUCGCUACCAUUAUGUCGACGCCUUUCCGUUUUCAUUAUUAUAGUCAUUAUUAUUAUAAUUAUAAUUAUUAUUAUUAAUC